This is a messenger RNA of Oncorhynchus keta (chum salmon), 8855 nucleotides long. Its product is annotated as syntaxin-16-like. The transcript is spliced from 8 exons. Gene Ontology annotation, biological process: vesicle-mediated transport; vesicle fusion; intracellular protein transport. The coding region runs from base 6897 to 7709 and encodes 270 amino acids. NCBI's taxonomy places the organism in Eukaryota, Metazoa, Chordata, Actinopteri, Salmoniformes, Salmonidae. Gene Ontology annotation, molecular function: SNAP receptor activity; SNARE binding. The record is from RefSeq and is a predicted model, not a curated record. Gene Ontology annotation, cellular component: endomembrane system; SNARE complex; membrane.
GUUAAUCGUCUGGAUUUGACAUUUGAUUUGUGUGUUAUGAUAGUUAACACAUUCAUAUGUUAGCCGUAACUUGAUUACAUAUAUUCCUUAGUCACUCGCUAGUUAGCUAUCUACCCAACAUUAACCUGAUGUUGGCUGCGUAUAGCUGUCAAGCUAGAUGCGUACAUUUGCAUUGAGUCAUGUUAGAGGUAUGCAUUUGGAGUACUGAUGCCCUCGACUUGCAUUUCCUGUCUUGCCAAAAUAGUGGACCAGCUCCGUUUGCUACCAAUCAUCAAAGAGCGUGCAUUUUCCUUUGCCAUGAUAGUCAAUUGAAGGAAUGCAUUUGUCAGAGUAAGCAACUAAGUAAAAGAUCAAGGUAGAACAUGAAAUGCAUUUUUAGGGGCAAUGUUCAAUACUUAAUAAGUCACAACAACAGUGCAUGCUGGAAUGACUUGGCUUGUCUUUUGUUAUACAGAUGGUCAAAUGUAACAAUGUACAUGUUACAUUUCAUGAGGUGUUUGUUGAUAGUGUGUGGGUUUUGUAUUUGCCCUUUUGCCUUAGUGAAUUGCAUGCCUCAACCUCUCGAUUAGGCUUGAUGGUGCUGUUGUUUCAGUUAUAGAUUUAGUUGAUCCUGUGCUUGGUAAACUGUUCUUUUAAAACUUAUUUAAUGCUCUUUAGAUCAAUAUGGCUGUUACUAAGAUAUUUGUAUGCUAGAAUUUUUGGAAUACCUAGUUUGCACUGUUGGUCAUUGUUUAAUUUCAUACAUUCUGCACUGAAAUAAAGUACCAGUCAAAAGUGUGGAUACCUACUCAUUCAAGGGUUUUCUUUAUAUGUACUAUUUUCUACAUUGUAGAAUAAUAUUGAAGACAUCAAAACUAUUAAAUAACACAUGUAGAAUCAUGUAGUAACCAAAAUAAGUGUUAAACAACUCACCUGGAAUGCAUUUCGAUUAACACGUGUGCUUUGUUAAGUUGAUUUGUGGAAUUUCUUUCUAUCCUUUAAUGCGUUUGAACCAAUCAGUUGGGUUGUGACAAGGUAGGGUUGAUAUACAGAAGAUAGCCCUAUUUGGUAAAAUACCAAGUCCAUAGUAUGGCAAGAACAGCUCAAAUAAGCAAAGAGAAACGACAGUCCAUCAUUAGUUUAAGACAUGAAGGUCAGUCAAUCCGGAAAAUGGCAAGAACUUUGUCAAGAACAUUUCUUCAAGUGCAGUCACAAAAACCAUCAAGUGCUAUGAUGAAACUGGCUCUCAUGAAGACCACCACAGGAAAGGAAGACCCAGAGUUACCUCUGCUGCAGAGGAUACGUUUAGAGUUACCAGCCUCAGAAAUUGCAGCCCAAAUAAAUGCUUCACAGAGUUCAAGUAACAGACACAUCUCAACAUCAACUGUUCAGAGGAGACUGUGAAUCAGGCCUUCAUGGUCGAAUUGCUGCAAAGAAACCACUACUAAAGGACACCAGUAAGGAGAGACUUGCUUGGGACAAGAAACACAAGCAAUGGGCAUUAUACCUGCGAAAAUCUGUCCUUCGGUCUGAUGAGUCCAAAUUUGAGAUUUUUGGAUUCCAACCUCUGUGUCUUUGUGAGACGCAGAAUAGGUGAACGGAUGAUAUCCGCAUGUGUAGUUCCCACCGUGAAGCAUGGAGGAGGAGGUGGGAUGGUGUAGGGUUGCUUUGCUGGUUACACUGUCUGUGAUUUAUUUAGAAUUCAAGGCACACUUAACCAGCAUGUCUACCACAGCAUUCUGAUGCUAUACGUAAUCCCAUCUGGUUUGCGCUUAGUGGGACUAUCAUUUGUUUUUCAACAGGACAAUGACCCAACGCACCUCCAGGCUGUGUAAGGGAUAUUUGACCAAGGAGAGUGAUGGAGUGUUGCAUCAGAUGAUCUGGCCUAUACAAUCACCUGACCUAAACCCAAUUGAGAUGGUUUAGGAUGAGUUGGACCGCAGAGUGAAGGAAAAGCAGCCAUCAAGUGUUCAAGACUGUUGGAAAAGCAUUCCAGGUGAAGCUGGUUGAGAGAAUGCCAAGAGUGUGUAAAGCUGUCAUCAAGGCAAAGGGUGGCUACUUUGAAGAAUCUCAAAUAUAAAAUAUAUUUAGAUUUGUUUAACACUUUUUUUGGUUACUACACAAUUCCAUAUGUGUUAUUUAAUAGUUUUGAUGUCUAUUAUUCUACAAUGUAAAAAUAAAGACAAACCCUUGACUGGUACUGUAUAUAUUUUAUUUUUCAUCAUUGACCAGGAUGCUAGGUCUUUUACAAAUACUUUCUAUGUAAGUCUAUUAUAUCUUGUAGCCUAAUUUCCUUUGUAUAGUUUCAAAACUCUAUAUUGUUUGUGGUUUUCCCUUUCAGUUGCUCAUUCAUUCACCCUCCUUCUGGGCUUGUAGGUGUUUUGACUCUGGGACGGUUAUUGUGUGAAGCAGCUUCAUAGUAGAUCUCAAACCAGACUUUGAAAAAUUCACCUGAUUGUGGAUAGUAGCUUGGAUAGGUUAUUUUUGGCACUGAUAGCACCAACUAUCAAAUGUUUGUUUGGAUCAAAGAGCAAAUCCGGUGGUUACUAGGCUUUGAGUUUAUCUGAUGGAUAUCUCUGAGGUGCUUGUUUUUGUCACUGUGUCUCUUGUAUGGCGUACUGCAAUCUGCAUGCUCAUGCUGAGUGAUCUGCAUAUCAAAAUCCUCUUUAUAAUACUAAUUGUUGUCCUGCAUCUUUCCUUUCUCUGGGCCUAUAUGAAAUGGUUCUGUGGUUAGGCUAAUCAUUUGGGGAUCGGGGACAUAGGCUAGCCCUAUAUCUUUGCCUUCACACACACUCAUGUCACACUUCACUGACCCACUGUAUGUAGGCCUAGCUCCUGAAGAUGAGCGUCUUUACCUCAAUAGGUUGCUACUAAUCAAAUUUUAUUUGUCACAUUUAUUUUAUUUAACCUUAAUGUAACUAGGCAAGUCAGUUAAGAAUAAAUGCUUAUUUUAGAAUGACGGACUACCCCGGCCAAACCCUCCCCUAACCCAGACGACGCUGGGCCAAUUGUGCACCGCCCUAUGGGACUCCUGAUCAUGGCCCAGGAUCGAACCAGGGUCUGUAGUGACGCCUCUAGCACUGAGAUGCAGUGCCUUCGACCGCUACGCCACUCUGGAGCCUACAUGCGCCGAAUACAACAGGUGUAGGUAGACCUUACCGUGAAAUGCUUACUUAACCCUUAACCCUUAACCAACCAUGCAGUUCAAGAAAGAGUUAAGUAAAUAUUUACUAAAUAACCAAAAGUAAAAAAUAAACAAAAAUUUAAAGUAACACAAUAAAUAACAAUAACGAGGCUAUAUACAGGAGGCACCAGUACUGAGUCGAUGUGCGCGGGUACAGGUUAGUGAGUAAUUUGUUCAUGUAUGUAAGGAUAAAGUGAUUAUGCAUAGUUAAUAAACAGCGAGUAGCAGCAGUGUAAAAACAAAGGUGGGGGGUGUCCAUUUGAUGAGUUGUUCGGCAGUCUUAUGGCUUGGGGGUAGAAGCUGUUAAGGGGCCUUUUGGACCUAGACUUGGCACUCCAGUACCGCUUCCUUUGCGGUUGCAGAGAGAACAUUCUAUGACUUGGGUGGCUGGAGUUUUUGACAUUUGUUUUGGGCCUUCCUCUGACGUCGCCUAGUAUAUAGGUCCUGGAUGGCAGGAAGCUUGGCCCCAGUGAUGUACUGGGCUGUACGCACUACCCUCCGUUGUGCCUUACUAUUAUGGUCGCCAUUUUGGAAUUGAUCUCAGGGAGUUCAAUGUCCAAUGCAGCUAUUUUUAUCUCAAAUAAUUUAUGGGAAACAAUUAAGUACCUUACAGUGAUUAUUUUUUUACAAUUUAAAUUGAAAACAAACUUGAAUCAUUUCUCAAGCAAGAUUUUUCUAGAACUGUCUGGGAGUGGUCUGAGUGGGGAGGGGGAAAACUACAAACUAGCUGUUUGUUAUUGGCAUCUACUUACCUAGAUUACUCGUGGAUACCAUUUGUAUGUCUCUGCGUGCAGUUUGAAGGAAGUUGCUAACUAGAGUUAGCGCAAUGACUAGAAGUCUAUGAUAACUGCUAGCAUGCUACAGUAGUAGAUACCAUAGACAUCCAGUCAUUGCUCUAAUGCUAGUUAGCAUUGGUUUGCGAAACUACCUCUAACUUCCUUCAUACUGGAUGCAGAGACAUGAUAUCUAUGAUUUCAUCUGACUCAGGGGAAGUAGAUAAAUGGCUUCAUUGCCAAAAUCCUGAAGUAUCCCUGUAACUAAUUCAGAGUGGCUGUGGAUCCAACUGUCGGCAAGUGAAGUCAGGGGAUAUGAAUCUGCGACAGCCGAAAGUCGGACACUAUAGUGGUUUUUCAACAGCAAGGCUCAGAUCAACAUUGUUUAUACAAGUUUUUCUUUAUAAAUGUCCAAAUACACUUUUCUAUACCCCCAUAUCACAAACUGAAAACCUAACGUGUACAAUUAAUUGGUUAAAGAGGUCUCAAAUAUCACUUUCAUUUGUAUCCCCUGUAGCUUUAGUAUCGAGGAAAAGUUGAUUCCUGUUUCAGUCACAUCUUUGGCCACGUUCUCGUGGGUCAAACAAAAACACCCCAAAUGAUUGGUUGACAAAUAGUUCCUCCCACAACGCAAGUGAUGGCUGCAUGGUGCAGUUGGUGAGGAGUCACUGCAGCGACUUGAAUCUGACUUAAUCAAAAACGGCAUGACUUUUGAUCACAUGAUUUUUGUGUAGUUCAUGCAGUCGACAUGUAGUGGCAACGUUUUUUUAUACGCAUAACGCAACACACUUUGAAAGGCGGAGACCAACGUUGGUCAACGUCUUGACAAAAGUGAUCCGCUCGAACGCACCCCUGUGCGGAGAACAGGCUACUAGGGGGAAGUUAGAUCAAGCUCACUCAAUGUCUGCAAGAUCAUAUAACAGAACCAAAAUGUAAUGGCACAAUGUAAUGUUACUGUAAGACAAAAACACAAUUGUUUUUUCUCAUGAGGCCGAAACUCAACCAUGUGCGGCAAAAUACACAGGUAGGCUAUGCUACAGUUUAACAACAUGUUCUCUCAAAUUUGCUCAGUGUACAUCAUUCAAAACAACACUAUAUAACUCAAGGUCAAAAUUCAAAUCCCCAUUAUACUGAUUGAGAUCUGAUGGUUGGUUACUAUGGGUAAAACUUGAAGAAUUAUCAUUCACAAUUAAAUGCUGUGGUGUUUUUGUCUUACGGUAACGUUGUGCUAUUAUAUUUGGUUCUGUUAUGUAGAAUAUUGUGAGGUCUUGCAGACAUUGAUUCAGCUUGAUCUAACUUUAAUAAACAAGCACCAUUCGCCUGAGUAGCCUGUUCUCUGCGUGUAGAGAAUUUAUUAGGUACAGCACCCUGUUCACGAAAAUGGUUUGCUCCUACAGAAAGUGAGUAUUGUGGUCGUGGCUUGCUAUAUAAAGCGGGCAUCAAGGCAGUCAGUUACUGUUCGAUUGAGUGUUAGAUCACUUGUUUUGCCCAUUCUAAGUGAUUUUGAGCGUGGUAUGAACGUCGGUGCCAGGCGCGCCAGUCCCAGUAUCUCAGGAACUGGGCUUUUCAUGCACGACAGUGUCUCGGGUUUACAGAGAAUGGUGCGACAAACAUCCAGUCAGUGGUGGUCCUGUGGACGAAAACAGCUCGUUGAUGAGAGGUCGUAGGACAAUGGCAAGAAUCGUGCAAGCUAAAAGGCGGACCACAAAACAGGCAAAUAAUGGCGCAGUACAAUGGUGGUGUGCAGAACCCAUAUCUCGUCGGCCCUUGUCACAAAUGGACUAUUGCAGCAGACACCCACACCGGGUUCGACUCCUAUCAGCUAAAAAACAAGAAGUGGCUCCAGUGGGCACGCAGUCAUCAAUACCUGACAAUUGAGGAGUGGAAAAACAUUGCCUAGUUUGACGAAUCCCGGUUCCUGUUGCAUCAUGUUGAUGUCAGAGUCAGGAUUAGGCGUAAGCGGCAAGAGUCCAUGGCCCCACCCUGCCUGGUGUCUACAGUACAGGCUGGUGGCAGUGGUGUAAUGGUGUGGGGAAUGUUUUCCUGGCACACGUUAGGUCCCUUGAUACCAAUUGAGCAAUGCUUCAUUGCCCGGAGAAUUCAAGCUGUUCUGGAGGCAAAGGUGGUUCUGGCCCAGUACUAGUGUACCUAAUAAACUGGCUACUGAGUGAGCACAUACGCAGAACGUGAUCUGCACAUACACAGAGUCUUCGGGAAGCUCUGGAUGUUUGUCGGCAGACUAAUGAAAAUACACAUCACAAUGAGACACCAAAACAUUUCAUAAAGAGAGACCUAAGACCGCAACAUAGCAUGACAGCAACACAUGAAAACACAGCAUGGUAGAAACACAUGGCAACAUGGAAAUAACACAACAUGGCAACAACACAACUUCGUAGCAGCACAAUACAUGCUACAAACAUUAUUGGUGUGAUGUCCCCAGGCAGGCCAAAGCUCCAUCCCUUCAAAACAGGCUGACAUUCCAGGCGGUCUUUUCAAACAGCUCUUACACAUAAUUUUUUACAAUUUCACAGCAUUAUUCCGACCGUGUUUGUGUGUGUGUAUAUAUACAUUAAUAUAUCACAGGAAUUUUUUAUAUUUUUUAUUGCAUAUCCAAUGAUUUGUUCCUCACAAUUUUUAUAGAUUUCUCAGAUACAUUUUAAAGGGGGAUUUCACAGGUUUGAAGAACCUCAAUUGAUUGACAUAAAAUUCAUUAGACUUUUUUUCAGACAAUCUGGUGACUAAAAAUGAGACAUUUUGCAAAGUGUAUGAUCCCUCUUUAAACAGUGUCUGUGAGUGCAUGCAAAAUGUCUCUGUGUGAAGCUGAUCACUGCUUUUUGUCUGGGUCUCACUUACUGUCACUGCUGUCUUACUUCAUCUCACCUCUCCCUCUCCUCAUUGGAUGGGACUUCGCUGGGGUCUGCCAAUCACAUUAGGAGCUUGAUGAGUUGGCUGAUGACCGCAUGGCCUUGGUCUCAGGGAUCAGUCUGGACCCAGAAGCUGCCGUCGGAGUCACCAAGAGACUGCCGCCCAAGUGGGUAGAUGGAGUCGUUGAGAUUCAGUAUGAAAUCACACGGGUCCGGCAGAAAAUGAAGGAGCUGGCCGCCCUCCAUGACAAGCACAUGAACCGCCCUACCCUCGAUGACAGCAGUGAAGAGGAGCAUGCCAUAGAGAUCACCACUCAGGAGAUCACACAGAUGUUCCACCGGUGUCAGCGUGCAGUGACAGGUCUGCAGACUCGCUGUGGCCACUGCACAGAGCAGGAGGAGAGGCUGCUGAGAAAUGUGGUGUCCUCAUUGGCAGGGAGCCUGCAAGAGCUCUCCACCAACUUCAGACACACGCAGUCCAGCUAUCUGAAACGCAUGAAGAAUCGUGAGGAGAGAUCCAAACACUUUUUUGACUCUGGUCCUCUAAUGGAGGAGGAUGAAGACCUGGCACUAUAUGAAAUGGGGUUUACAGAUGACCAGCUGGUCCUGGUAGAGCAGAACACAGUGAUGGUGGAGGAACGUGAGAGAGAGGUCCGACAGAUAGUCCAGUCCAUCACCGACCUGAAUGAGAUUUUCCGAGACCUGGCAGGAAUGGUGGUGGAACAGGGCACAGUACUUGACAGAAUUGACUUCAAUGUGGAGCAAUCGUGUGUCAAAACAGACGAGGGGUUAAAACAGUUACAAAAGGCUGAACAGUAUCAGAAGAAAAACCGAAAGAUGCUGGUUAUUUUAAUUCUUACUGUUAUAGUUGUUGUUCUAAUACUUAUUCUCUUUGGGACCAAGUUCUAGUGAUGCAUUCCUUUGCUUUUGGUAUGUCUGUGUGUAUGUUUGGUGUGCAUCUAUGUGUGCUUGUGUGAGGGGUGUCUGUCAGUAUCGUUUAAAGUACAAUCUGUCCCAACUUUCCAAUCACCCUUCCCGAAUCUCUCUCUGUAUGGCUCAUGAAGAUGUAUUGAAUGCAUGAUCCCUAAGAGAGGACAGCCAGGGAGAGUUCCUAUUUCACUUUUCAACUGGCCUGCACACAUGGCCACUGUCCGCCCCAAUACCCUCUUAAACAUGACCGUACCCUCCAUCUGUCAUGGUUCCUGUUGCAAACAAACACAGAAAAAAACACUCCUUAAAUUCCCUUGUGGAAGACUACUGAUUAAUUGUCAUGGCCACACAUUUUGCUUGUUUUUCAAGCAAAUAAGUGGUUUGCUUGUGUGAGCGUAAGCAUCAUAUGUCCAGUUUUAUUGUAAGCUAUAGCUGUAAGCCCUGCCCUCCAAUGUCUGUUUUCAAGAGAAGAAUCCUGACAACUCAACUAGUCAACUAGAAGAAUAUUGAAUGUCUAUGAACAAGGUACAUUUGUGUCUCGUGGCGAUUCUACACGACCCUGGUCAUUUUUGCAUUUGAUUUUUCACUUUAUCAUGGUUACUUUUUUAGAGAGAAAUGACCUGGUUUGCAUCUCAGUGGCUGAAAAACUACAAUAGCUGAUUCAUUGAAUACCAAAAACAACCUUUUGGGUUAAGAGCUGUAGUUGACCAUCAUGUCUCUACCAAGAGUAGUGUCUUUAAUGAAUUUGCACAUUUAGAUCACUUGAUGACUGCUUUCUUUUGUUUCAUGACCUUCUAUUGUCCGAUAUCGCUAACUAACACAUCAGUUCAGUUUGUUCUUGUCUUUUAUCCCUCACAGUUUGCACAUAUCAAAAGACUGAUGGGUUUGGUUUCAUGGCUGUGAAGGUCUCCUGUAUAAUAUGAAAUUAUAAUUAUUUAUUUUUAAUUUAAAUUGUAUAAAAUUUCAACGUUUUUUGUCUAAUAUGACAAAGAUGUAUUGAGUAGCCUACAUUGUGUCUUUGGCCUAAAGUAUGGGGAUGAAAAUUGUGAUCAAGCCUUGAUCUCAGAAAUGACUUUGCCCAUUCCACUACAAAAUCAAUUAAAAAUUGAGUACCUUUUUCUCACA